Molecule: messenger RNA, 1116 nt
Organism: Symbiodinium natans
Lineage: Eukaryota; Dinophyceae; Suessiales; Symbiodiniaceae
Source: the annotation of a GenBank genome assembly
AUGGCUGAUGUUUCUAGCCUGUCAAAACCAUCCCAAGUUCGAUGUUCCUGCUGCGACGUGGGCAUUCGCAAGAAGUGGCUGGUGAUUGCUGGGUGCUUGCAAGAAAUGGCUACCCUGAGACAACGCCGAAAACGCCGAAAGCUGAAGGCCUUGCCAGUGCUGCUCGGCAGGGACAACUCUGGCCGGGCCGACGUCGAGGUCGAGCUCAUGGCCCAGGACCUCGACACUGUGCUAAGCGUUGUGCCCAAGGUGGAAGACACCAUGCUGAAAACCACCAGCAACCUUCAGGAGCACAUCUCAGGUACUGCCAUGGACGCCGCGCGCUUGUCAACAGAGCGCGACGCAUUUGCUGGAAAAGUGCAGCAGCUUGAGAAGCAACUCGCGGAUGCUUCCAGCGCCGUGUGCCAGCGCGACGCAUUGGCCCAGCAAGUGCAGCAGCUUGAGAAACAACUGGCAGCCACACGCUUGUCAACAGAGCGCGACGUGUUGGCUCAGCAAGUGCAGCAGCUUGAGAAGCAACUGCAAGAGCAGGCCGCGCGCUUGUCAACAGAGCGCGACGCAUUGGCUCGGCAAGUGCAGCAUCUUGAGACGCACCUGGCGGAUGCUUCCAGCGCCUGCAGCCGAGAUAUGGAAGACCAGGCCACGGAUCCGCAACAUCAACGUGCAGCAGAUGCUGCUACAAUCCAGCGCCAGCGCCGCCGCAGCCGAGGUCGCCGCUGCGUGCAGCAGGCGUGGGUCGUGUGGGACCCGCUUGGAGUGAAAGGCUCGCAGGGCAAGCCUGGGCCGUUCCACCACGUGCGCCACGCGGUCGCGGCCGGGCGUGCGGUGGCUCUCUGCACGCCUCUCCAAAAAGGGCAGCGGUGUGUGCGCCACAUCUGCGAGGCCAAUGGCAUCCCGUUGCGGGAAAUGCUUGUGCAGGCGCAAGCGCAGGCGCAAGCGCAGGCGCAAGCGCAGGCACGCAGGGCCACCCUGCUCGAGGCGCUGGCCCGGGUCAAGGCGCUCCAAGCGAAGGCCUCUGGGAACGCCUCCGAUGCCGCGGCGACGGCCACCGCGGAAGCAGCCGCGACAGACUCCCAUGGCCGAGGCCGUCCCCGUUUGCGACCAGCAGGCCCCUGA